CCCGCUCCGGCCCCAGUGCCAGGGCGCAGCGCGGGGCCCGCCAUGGCCGCUGCGCGCCCCCGCCGGCGCCGCUGACAUGGCCCGGGCCAGCGGCGGGCGGCAGCUGCCGGCGGAGCCCGCCGCGGAGCCGCCGGAGAGCUACCAGCUGCGGCAGGAGAACGAGCUCCAAGUGCUGGAGUCCAUCUACGGGCAGGACUUCCAGGACCUGCGGCAGAGCCAGGCCUGGAAGGUACGACAGCCUCCUGAAAUUAAUUUAGUUCUGCGUCCUCAGGGAUUGACUGGUGCUAAUGAAGCGUAUGCCAAAGUGGACCUGUGGGUCAAGUGUCCACACACUUACCCUGAUACAGUUCCUGAAAUACAAUUGAAAAAUUCAAAAGGCUUGUCAAAUGAAAAAAUAAAUGAACUAAAAUCCAGACUAGCUGAACUGGCAAAACAGCGCCGUGGAGAGGUGAUGAUAUUUGAACUUGCUGACCAUGUACAGUCAUUUCUCAGCGAGUAUAAUAAACCACCUUCUAAGUCUUUUCAUGAAGAAAUGCUAAAAAAUCAUCAGAAAGAACGGGAAAGAUUGGCUCAGGAGGAAUUGCGUAGGGCACAAGAAGUUAAGAGAAGAGAGGAGCAGGAGCAACGUGAAAUCCUUAAUGAGAUUCAGAGAAGGGAGGAAGAGAAAAGGGAAGAAAGAAAAAAGAAAGAGAUUGCCAAACAGGAACGUUUGGAAAUAGCUGCUCUGACAAAUCAGGAAGAUUCUCAUAGGAGAGAUACUGCAGGGCAUGGAACUGCUUCACGUUUAAAUGGGAGCUGUUUGGAACAUGGAGCGAAUAAUAAACACCGACCAAAUUCAGCUGGGCGUUCAAAACGAGAACGCCAGCUUUCUGUUAGUAAUAAUGAAGAGUCCCCUGGAAAUCACGAAGUUCUCAACUUCAGCACAAGUGGUGCUGGUCAGCUUACUGUCCAUAAAGGAAAAUGUCUAGGCAAGGAUGAACAGCUUGGUAAAUCUGUCUACAAUGCCUUGGAAAUUUACAGUGGGGACUUUGUUCUAAUAUAUGAGUGGGUUCUGCACUGGCAAAAAAAGAUGGGAAGGUUUCUUACAACUCAUGAAAUAGAAAAGAUUGAGAAGUCUAAGAAACAGCUUCAGGGAGCAGAGACAGAGUUCAGCUCACUGACAAAGCUAAGUCACCCAAACAUUGUACAUUAUAAAUGCAUGAACCUCAAAGAGCGGGAUGACUCGAUUGUGGUGGAUAUUUUAGUGGAGCACAUAAGUGGUUGCAGCCUUUCUACAUACUUACACAAAGAGACUUCAGUUCCAGUUGAGCAGUUGCGCCAUUACGUGAUCCAGAUCUUGUCAGCUCUUGACUACUUGCACAGUAAUUCAGUAGUGCACAAGGUCCUUUGUGCUUCCAGUGUCCUGGUAGAUGCUGAAGGAAACAUCAAGGUCACAGACUACAGCAUUUCCAAGCGCUUAGCUGACAUCUGCAAAGCUGAUGUUUUUGAGCAAACCAAGGUUCGUUUUAGUGAGGAUGGUCUUCCCAACAAACCUGGAAAAAAGGGAGAUGUAUGGCGUCUGGGCUUGCUUCUGCUUUCACUCAGCCAGGGCCAAGUAACCAAGGAAUUUCCAGUUGCUGUUCCUACCAAUUUACCUGCUGACUUUCAAGACUUUCUAGAGAAGUGUGUUUGCUUGGAAGAUAAAGAAAGAUGGACUCCUCAGCAGUUGCUGCAACAUAGUUUUGUAAACAUUCCACGAAUAAAAAUACCUGUAGCUGAAGAAAAUCUAGAUGAUUCAGCAGGUAUAGAUUGCAUGGAGACAGUUGUACCCAGCAGUCGGAUAUCCAGUGCUUCGUUCUUCACAGAAACACAGAGACAAUUUUCACGAUACUACAAUGAGUUUGAAGAGCUAAAAUUACUUGGUAAAGGGGCUUUUGGAGCAGUCAUCAAGGUGAGAAAUAAGCUUGAUGGUUGCUAUUAUGCUGUGAAACGUAUUCGCAUAAACCCUACCAGCAAGCAAUUUCGGAGGAUUAAGGGGGAAGUAACAUUGCUAUCCCGCUUGAACCAUGAGAAUAUUGUGAGGUAUUACAAUGCUUGGAUAGAAAAACAUGAAAGUCCUGUUCCCACUGUGUCAACAUCUGAAACAACCGAAGAGAGAAGAAUGCCCCCCAAAACCGGUCUCUUCAUCCUUUCCGCUGAGGAGACAAGUGAUGUGGAAAAUAAUGCUCCUCCUCCGCGUUUGACAAGUUCAGUUGAGUGGAGUACUUCAUGUGAAAGAUCCUCCAGCAACAAAUUCAGUGGGGCUGAUCAGGAGUCCAGUGAUGACGAUGAUGAUGGUGAUGGCGUGUUCUCACAUUCAAUUUUGCCAACCACAGAUUCUGAAAGCGAUAUAAUUUUUGACAACGAAGAUGAAAAUAGUAAAGGUCAUUCUCCAAAUGAAGAAGGCAAUGACAAGAACAGCCAUGGAGGAGAAGACAGGACACCAGUCGUUCAGACAGUGCAUUAUCUGUACAUUCAGAUGGAGUAUUGUGAAAAGAGCACAUUAAGGGACACUAUUGACCAAGGGUUAUGUGAAGAUACCAGCCGGCUUUGGAGGCUUUUCCGAGAGAUUUUGGAUGGGUUAGCUUACAUCCAUGAAAAGGGAAUGAUCCACAGAGACUUGAAACCUGUGAACAUUUUUUUAGAUUCAGAUGAUCAUGUGAAAAUUGGUGAUUUUGGUUUAGCUACAGAUUAUCCAGCAAAUGCAGUGGUCUCUAAACAAGAGGAAAAUCUCUCAGAUGGUUCUGCUGUGUCUGACCCAUCAGGUAACUUGACAGGGAUGGUUGGAACCGCACUGUACGUCAGCCCAGAGGUCCAAGGAAGCACAAAGUCUGCAUACAAUCAGAAAGUGGACCUGUUCAGCCUAGGUAUAAUAUUCUUUGAAAUGUGUUACCAUCCUAUGAAUACUGCAUCAGAAAGGAUUUUUGUUCUUAGUCAGCUAAGGCUGCCUGCGAUUGUAUUUCCUAAGGACUUUGAUGAAGUCAAGCAUGAAAAGCAGAGAUUGGUUAUUACAUGGCUCCUCAACCAUGAUCCUGCAGCACGACCAACAGCUGUGGAGCUGUUGAAAAGUGAACAUCUCCCACCACCACAGAUGGAGGAGUCUGAACUCCAUGAGGUCCUCCACCAUACCUUAGCAAACGUGGAUGGAAAGGCCUACCGGACUAUGAUGAGUCAGAUAUUUGCACAGCGUAUAUCCCCAGCAAUAGACUAUACUUAUGACAGUGAUAUGCUGAAGGGUAGUUUUUCUAUUUGGGCAGCCAAGAUACAGCAGCAUGUAUGUGAGAUUGUCAGCCGGAUAUUUAAAAGACACGGAGCCAUCAAGCUGCAUACUCCACUGCUGAUGCCCAGAAAUAAAAAACUAUAUGAACAUAAUGAAGCUUCAUAUUUCAUGGAUCACAGUGGCAUGCUGGUAAUGCUUCCUUACGAUCUCAGAAUUCCUUUUGCAAGAUUUGUAGCUAGAAAUAACAUAUCCAACUUGAAAAGAUACUGUAUAGAGCGAGUUUUCAGACCUCGGAAGUUAGACCGCUGUCAUCCCAAAGAACUCCUAGAAUGUGCAUUUGACAUCAUUACAUCUACUGGAAAUAGUUUUUUGCCUAUAGCAGAAACAAUUUAUGCAAUUUCAGAAAUCAUUCAAGAGUUUUCAGUGCUACAGGAAAGAAAUUACAGUAUUUAUCUGAACCACACUGCCUUACUGAAAGCUAUACUUUUGCACUGUGGGAUACCAGAGGACAAGCUCAAUCAAGUCUAUGUCAUUCUCUAUGAUGCUGUGACUGAAAAGCUAACUAAAAGAGAAGUAGAAGCCAAGUUCUGUAAUCUUUCUCUCACACCAGCUAGUCUCUCUAGACUCUAUAAAUUCAUUGAGCAGAAGGGAGAAGCAAGUAAUGUAUUUCCAUUUCUAAACACAAUGAUAAAACAAAAGCCAAGUGUCACUCAGCUGCUGAAGCAUGGCAUGAAGGAUUUGGAGGAAAUCAUUGGUCUGUUAAAGCAACUGGGAAUAAAACUUCAGAUCUCUAUAAAUCUGGGACUAGUUUACAAAAUACAGCAGCACAAUGGUAUUAUCUUUCAGUUUAUAGCAUACAUCAAAAGAAGACAAAGAACUGUUCCUGAAAUUCUUGCUGCAGGAGGCAGAUAUGAUCAUUUGAUUCCACAGUUUAGAGGGCCACAGACAGUAGGACCAGUUCCUUCAGCUGUUGGAGUCAGCAUAGCUAUAGAUAAAAUAACUGCUGCUGUUUCCAGUGUGGAGGAUUCUGUUUCUGUCAGCUCGUGUGACCUCUUGGUUGUAAGUGCUGGUCAGAUGUCAAUGGGUAGAGCUAUCAACAUUGUUCAGAAAUUCUGGACUGCAGGAAUUCCAGCCGAAAUAAUGUAUGACUGGUCCCAGUCCCAGGAAGAACUGCAGGAAUACUGCAGAUGCUCUGGGAUUACAUAUGUGGCUCUGGUGUCAGAGAAGGAAGGAAGUCAUGUGAAGGAUGCAAAGACUGGACUGUGUCACAACAUGAAUGUACUCUGUACUCUGCAGCCUGUGGUUCAGGUGAAAUCCUUUGAGAAAGACAGGCAGACGGAGAAAAGGAUUUUAGAAUCUGACUUACUAGAUCACCUGAUCCAGAAACUGAAAAUGAAAAUCGGUGAUGAAAGAUGUAGCAGAGAAACCGCAGAUAACCUUUCAAUACCAAAUCAAAAAGGAUCAUUUACUAACAUUUCAGGUGUGUUUGAAUCACAUGGAACUCUUGUAGUGCCUAAUGUUAGUGUUAUAGCUCCUGAAAAAUUAUCUGCCAGUGCCAGGCGUCGUCAAGAAAUUCAGGUACAAACAAGACUUCAGACAUUCAUUUCUAGCCUGCAACAGAAAACAAGUGAGAUUGAGAUUUUAGCAGUUGAUCUGCCAAAAGCAACUAUCAUACACUUCCUAUCAUUAGAGCUUGAUGGAGAUAGACAAGCCUUUGAUGCUACUGUGAGACAACUGGUGUCACGAUGGCCCAAGCAGAGAUCUUCAUAUUUACAAGCAAUUUGUGAUGAAAUUUACAGUCUCAAAAUGGAAAAGAGGGUUCCUGCACUUAUCCUGUACAGUUACCGAGAUGAAUACAAGGUUUUGUUUUAGUACUUAAAGCAUCUUUUAUGGGAUGCUUCUACAGAUGGACAACAGCGUUUGUCAAAAGGCAUUUCAGAGAGCUGUAAUAAUGCAAGACAGGCAACUAGUGUCUUUUUCUGUGUCCAAAUUGCAUUUCAUGUAUAAUGUUGUCCUGGUUCUGGUGAGGACAGGGUUAAUAUUUGCUGUAGCUAGGAGGAGGCAUGGCCAGGACCCAGAGGUUGAUCUGUAUCAGCUCACACCAUUGCUUCUAGGCCCCUUCCAGGGGGGCAUAAGGUGGCACAGGGAGCAAGUGGACUCAUUCACCUUUCCUGUACCCUCUGCUACUGGUAUUGUUGCUGUUACUGUUUUCUUAUUUUAUUGCUGUUUCCAGCAAAUUCUUACCUCAAGCUGUGCUCUUUACCUUGUGUCCCAGUUCUCCUCUCCAGCCACUGGCAGGGGGAGGGGGUAGUGAGUGGCACAUGGAUUCACAUGGAGCACUAAACUAGAGAAUGACAUUCCUAAACCAUGAUAAAUACAAAACCAAAUGCUUUCAAAAUAUGGAAGUAAUUGUUUUAUAGGCAAUUAAGGAGCAAGUCUGACUAUAGCCAGAGAUGGGUAUUACCAUGUAGUUCUUGCCCCUUAUGCUACACAAAUCAGCUGUACAGGUGUAAAACUACUUUUUAAAAAUAGUUUCAGAAUGCCUUUUGUGCAACAGUAGUGCUACAACAGGAAAUGUCAGUUCUAGAAUUACGAAAUAAUUAAUUACCUUUAAAAAAAUUGUUUAAAACAUUUUUGUGGAGUUUUUAUGUAAUAAAAACUGCUGAGCCUUAUUGAAACAUUUA
Messenger RNA from Oenanthe melanoleuca, 5922 nucleotides. It is a transcript of the gene EIF2AK4, whose product is annotated as eukaryotic translation initiation factor 2 alpha kinase 4. Bases 77 to 5110 code for a protein of 1677 amino acids. The record is from RefSeq and is a predicted model, not a curated record. The transcript is spliced from 40 exons. Gene Ontology annotation, cellular component: cytosol. Gene Ontology annotation, molecular function: protein binding; ATP binding; eukaryotic translation initiation factor 2alpha kinase activity. Gene Ontology annotation, biological process: DNA damage checkpoint signaling; regulation of translational initiation by eIF2 alpha phosphorylation. NCBI's taxonomy places the organism in Eukaryota, Metazoa, Chordata, Aves, Passeriformes, Muscicapidae.